Pelecanus crispus (Dalmatian pelican) is the source of this 537-nucleotide messenger RNA. The record is from RefSeq and is a predicted model, not a curated record. NCBI's taxonomy places the organism in Eukaryota, Metazoa, Chordata, Aves, Pelecaniformes, Pelecanidae.
CUAGCAUUUCCGAGUAAUUUAGCCCACCUCAUAAUCUGCAGCCAUGAAGUGGGUAGCGUUAAUUUCAUUGAUUUUCCUCUUUAGUUCUGCUACAUCCAGGAAUCUGCAAAGAGUGGCUCGAGACACAGACCACAAGAGCGAGAUUGCCCAUCGCUACAAUGAUUUGAAGGAAGAGACGUUUAAGGCAGUUGCCAUGAUCACUUUUGCCCAGUAUCUUCAGAGAUGUUCUUACGACGGACUGUCUAAGCUGGUGAAGGAUGUUGUUGAUCUGGCACAGGAGUGUGUGGCCCAUGAAGAUGAUCCAAAGUGCAAAAAACCACUGCCCACCAUUUUCCUGGAUGAAAUCUGCCAAGUAGAAAAGCUCCGCGACUCAUAUGGUGCAAUGGCUGACUGCUGUAGUAAAGCUGAUCCUGAAAGAAAUGCGUGUUUCCUGACAUUUAAAAUUCCCCAACCAGACUUUGUUCAGCCGUACCAAGUACCAGCGUCUGAUGUGAUAUGCCAGGAGUACCAGGACAACCGGGUGUCACUCCUGGGACA